AUUGUAUUCAUUCUCUGUGUGUGAAAUAUAUUGUUUGUCUAUAUUCUAUCAUGGUAUCGGAGCACAGAUAUUCUCCCAAACUCUAGGCCUUGACGCCGUUUCUUUCUCUUUCUCGGCUUCACAGCCAUCCUCCUCUUACAGUGAUCUUUUGAUCGUUACCUAUGUCGAAGACCGGUGAUCCCUUUGCCGACCUUCCUGGCGGUUUGAAACUUUUUCUUUGCAAUCUUCACUCCCUCGUACCCACAAAAUUGGAAGAUAAUAAUUAUCCCUCGUGGUCAUCUACCGUGAAGGCUACGCUCGUUGCUCACCGGUUGUUUGAAUAUGUCGACGGAACCCUCAUGCCGCCCCCGACAACCAUACCUAAUGAGAAGGCACCGGCUGCUGCUGACAAGGAGCCGGCUGUCAAACCAAAUCCGGCUUAUGAACAGUGGUCUAUCAUCGAUGCCCAGCUGCGUGCCUCGCUUCUCGCCAUUCUAUCUCGAUCGGUUCAGAAUCUUGUGCAUCUUUGCCCUACCGCUUCUGCAAUCUGGGAUCAUCUCCAUCAACGCUACAUUGAUGGCGCACUCAAACUUGUCACUGCCCUUGCCUUAGCACGAGAGCCUGUCCCGGAACAAGAUGUGAUUCUUAGUGUUCUGCGAGGUCUCCCUUCCGAAUAUGCUUCCCUCAAACAAAAUAUUCGGACUAAUAUUGCAAAGCUUACCUUUAAUGAGGUGUCUUCUUGGCUCUUAUCCGAGGAACUCAAUGUCCAAAUUGAACAAAAUCUGCAUCUCGGCUCCUCGUCUAGUGGAUCUACUGAGCUUCCUACUGCCCUAUAUGCUAAUAGCUAUCGUGAUGGAGGACAGCGAGGCCGUGGCCGUGGCAGAGGCCGUGGCCGAAUGACAGGGAAUAAAGGCGGAGGUCGCUUUGGUGGCCGUGCGUCGUAUGCUCAGCCAGAUGGUCGUGGCCGAGGUAGUGCUCCACGCAAUCCCUCAUUAAUUUGUCAAAUCUGUGGUCGAUCCAACCACGGUGCUUGGCAAUGUUGGAAUCGCUAUGAUGAGGAGUAUAGUGGACCACCAUCUGCUCCUCACAAUGCCCACGCCUUGUACUCUGCUCACUCUGCGGACAUCAAUCAGAACUGGCACUUAGACUCAGGUGCAAGUACUCAUGUUACGUCUGACUUAUCACGCUUGCAUAAUCCUUCUCCAUAUCAUGGCUCAAACUCUGUUUUUACUGCUGGAGGACACUCUUUACCCAUCUCGCAUAUAGGCUCAGGUCAGGUUACUACACCCUCAGGAAUUUCUGAUCCUGGACAAUCAUACCAACCAAGUCACAUACCGGGGCCCAUGUGAGCGGGGAUUAUACACUCUACCAUCCAGCGUCGUUCCAGUGUCUUCGUCAUCUAAGCUUGCUGCGGCUCCACUGGUGAUC
Molecule: messenger RNA, 1407 nt
Organism: Cuscuta campestris
Lineage: Eukaryota; Viridiplantae; Streptophyta; Magnoliopsida; Solanales; Convolvulaceae
Source: the annotation of a GenBank genome assembly